AUCUUGUUAAUAUUUAUAGUUCUCCUUUCUCUUCGCUAGUGUGAAUGUUAAGAUGACGCAGUACAUGCCAUUGUUCAGAUCAUGCUCGAGUUUACGAACACUAUCCCAACUCCACGCUCACCUCCUCGUCACCGGCCGUGUCCGUCACGACCCUCUUCCCGUAACAAAGCUCAUCGAGUCCUACACUCACAUGGGCUCUCCCCACUCGUCGAGACUCGUCUUCGAGUCCUUCCCUUACCCUGACUCCUUCAUGUACGGUGUCCUCAUCAAAUGCAACGUCUGGUGCCACUUGUUCGACGCAGCCAUUGAUCUUUACCACAGGUUGGUUUCGGAGAAGACGCAGAUCAGCAAGUUCGUGUUCCCAUCUGUCUUGAGAGCUUGUGCUGGCUCGAGAGAGCGUUUAGGUGUGGGUAAGAAAGUCCACGGGAGGAUUGUUAAGAGCGGUGUAGACGGCGACGAUGUGAUAGAGACGUCUCUGUUGUGCAUGUAUGGUCAGACUGGGAAUUUAAGCGAUGCGGAGAAGGUAUUCGACGGAAUGUCUGUGAGGGAUAUCGUGGCUUGGAGUACCCUUGUUUCUAGCUGUUUGGAGAAUGGUGAGGUGGUGGAGGCGUUGCGGGUGUUUAAGUGUAUGGUUGAUGAUGAUGGUGUGGAGCCGGAUGCUGUGACGAUGAUUAGCGUGGUUGAAGGAUGUGGUGAGCUUGGAUGCUUGAGGACGGCCAAGUCAGUUCAUGGAAUGAUAACGAGGAAGAUGUUUGAUUUUGAUGAAACGUUAUGCAACUCUCUGCUUUCUAUGUAUAGUAAGUGUGGGGACUUGCUUAGCGCGGAGAGAGUAUUUGAGAUGAUCGUUAAUAAGAGUGCUGUUUCAUGGACUGCUGUUAUCUCUAGUUACAACCGCGGCGGGUUCUAUGAGAAGGCGUUGAGAAGUUUCAGUGAGAUGUUAGAGUAUGGUGUUGAGCCGAAUUUGGUUACACUUUAUAGUGUUUUGAGCUCUUGUGGACUGUUAAAGUUGGUUAGAGAAGGCAAGUCUGUCCAUGGUUUUGCAGUUAGACGAGAGCUAGAUCCGAACUACGAGUCUCUUUCUCCUGCCUUAGUCGAGCUGUACGCUGAAUGCGGGAAGUUAACCGACUCCGAGGCGGUUUUACAUGUGGUUGGUGAUAGAAAUAUUGUGUCGUGGAACUCUCUUAUCUCUCUAUACGCAAACAAAGGUAUGGAGAUCGAGGCGUUGUCCUUGUUUAGACAGAUGGUGACUCGGCGGAUGAGACCUGACUCGUUCACUUUAGCAAGCUCAAUCUCAUCGUGCGUGAGUGAUGGUUUAGUCCGGCUAGGGAAACAGAUUCACGGACAUGUUGCAAGGACGGAUGUUUCUGACGAGUUUGUGCAUAACUCGAUGAUAGACAUGUACUCUAAAAACGGACUUAUGGAUUCAGCAUGUGUGGUGUUUGGUCAAAUCAAAGAGAGGAGCGUUGUGACGUGGAACUCGAUGCUCUGCGGUUUUUCUCAGAAUGGUAACUCCUUAGAGGCGAUUAACCUCUUCGACUAUAUGUAUAGCAACUGUCUCGAGAUUAAUGAAGUUACAUUCUUGGCGGUUAUCCAAGCUUGCUCAAGCAUAGGUUCACUGGAGAAAGGCAAAUGGGUUCACCACAAGCUUAUUCUUUGUGGUGUAAAAGAUCUUUUCACUGAGACAGCUCUAAUUGACAUGUAUGCUAAAUGUGGAGAUCUCAACGCAGCUGAAACCCUUUUCAAGGCCAUGUUGAAUAAGAGCAUUGUGUCUUGGAGUAGUAUGAUCAACGCCUACGGAAUGCACGGACGCAUCGGCUCAGCCGUAUCUACAUUCAACCAGAUGGUGGAAUCAGGAACUAAACCUAACGAAGUUGUUUUCAUGAACGUUCUCUCUGCUUGUGGUCACUCUGGUUCAGUGAAAGAAGGUAAACUCUACUUCAACUUGAUGAAAAGCUUCGGCAUCUCACCGAACUCGGAGCAUUUCGCAUGUUUCAUCGACCUUUUGAGCCGUUCCGGUGAUCUCAAAGAGGCAUAUAGAACCAUCAAGGAGAUGCCGUUCUUAGCUGAUGCUAGCGUUUGGGGUUCUCUGGUCAAUGGUUGCAGAAUCCAUCAGAGAAUGGACAUCAUCAAAGCCAUAAAGAAAGAUCUUUCGGAGAUAGUAACCGACGACACGGGCUAUUACACUCUCUUGUCCAAUAUAUAUGCUGAAGAAGGCGAAUGGGAAGAGUUCAGGAGAAUGAGAUCGGCUAUGAAGAGUUUGCGUCUUAAGAAAGUUCCUGGCUACAGCUUGAUAGAGAUUGAUCAAAGAGUUUACAGGUUUGGAGCUGGUGAAGAGCCCUGUUUUGGAACAGAGGAAAUCUACAGGUGUCUUCGGAAUCUACAGAAUGCAACUCUUGAAGUAGAGUAUUUACAGACUAAUGAAUGAAAGACAUCUUAGAGCCAUGUAGGAAACAGAGAAGCAGAUUUUGUAAUAACCAACCAUUCUAAUAUAACACAACCAUGUAAUUCUUUUUCUGUAGCCCUUGUAAGAGAGGACAAGAUAU
Molecule: messenger RNA, 2543 nt
Organism: Brassica oleracea var. oleracea
Lineage: Eukaryota; Viridiplantae; Streptophyta; Magnoliopsida; Brassicales; Brassicaceae
Product: putative pentatricopeptide repeat-containing protein At1g69350, mitochondrial
Exons: 1
Coding region: 53-2425 (790 amino acids)
Biological process (GO): RNA modification
Molecular function (GO): RNA binding; protein binding
Source: RefSeq, a predicted model, not a curated record